UAUUCCACCUUAAGUAAAAAAAAGGGGAGAGAAUCAUUAGUAAGUCAGGGGAAGGAACUAAAGCUGAUUGCUCGUUCCUGACAGCAAUACAGGAACUGCCAGGGAUACAGACUGUGAACUGCCCAUGACUCUGACAGAGGCUGCAAGUAAACCAGGACGUUACCACAUUCACCUAUUCAGGGGAUCCUCUUCUAUAUCUAUCAUCUUGUAACUAGAAAUAGUCAGGGACAUAUUUGCAAUUUUGCAUGAACGGAGACAAAAGACCGUAUUUCGUUAGCAGAGGCCAGUAAUAUUACUGCGCUGCAAGAGAUUCCCUGAGAAGUCCCUGGUGGACGAUUAUUUUUAUUAGUUACAUCUGCUACACUGUUCUGUAUUUUUGCUCUGCAGAGACCCACUGCUGCCCGAGGCAGGAGCUCUCCUGGCUGAAGCGGUGCCAGGGUGAGAUACCUCUGAACAUUGUAACUUUGUACAGCUGCACGUUCUGUCCGUGCUCAUCCCUAGAAGGAUGAUGCUCUGGUUGUGUGUGUGCUCGGUGCUGUGCUCACUGGCUUCUUCUGAACGUCCCCUGGAGUGGUUCAGCGCUCUUGUGCGCACCGAGUACACCGAACCGCUCACUAACACUACUGUUGUGGGAACCACGGAGAGCGGCCGCUAUGGGGACAGUUCCCCUAAGGAAACCGUACAGGGCUUGGUAGGUUUCCCCCGCCUUCCUGGCCAAAUGGAGGGCUGCCAUGCGGAUACUCAGUAUGCAGUGCCGGGGGUAACUGGGGACGCUGAUGGUUCGCAGCCCUGGAUAGCUCUGGUUGCCCGGGGAGGUUGCACCUUUACGGAGAAGGUAUUUAAUGCUGCCCGCAGGAAAGCAUUGGCCGUGGUCAUCUACAAUGAGGCAAAGAAUGGGAACAGCACCGUGCCCAUGUCACACGAAGGUACAGCAAACACUGUUGUAAUCAUGGUGAGUUACCCAAAGGGAAUGGAAAUUAUGGAGCCCCUCAGAAGAAAUAUACCAGUAAACAUGGUGAUCACUCUAGGCACGCGCCACGUGCAGGAGUUUAUCAGCGGCCAGUCGGUUGUGUUUGUUGCCAUUGCAUUUAUCACCAUGAUGAUCAUCUCCCUUGCGUGGCUGAUAUUUUAUUACAUACAACGAUUCCUGUACACUGGAACACAGUUUGGAAAUCAGUGCAACCGAAAAAAUACCAAGAAAGCAAUAAGUCAGCUUCAGCUACACAAAGUAAAGAAGGAAGACAAGGGAAUUGACAUAGAUGCGGAAAACUGUGCAGUGUGCAUUGAAAAUUACAAACCUAAGGACAUUGUUCGCAUUCUGCCUUGCAAACAUAUUUUCCAUCGCCUCUGUAUAGAUCCAUGGUUGCUUGAACACAGAACUUGUCCUAUGUGCAAGCUGGAUGUCAUCAGAGCCCUUGGUUUCUGGGUGGAGCCUGAAGACACUUUACAACUUGGAGUCCCUGAAUUUGUUGCAGACAACAGCCUUUCUGUGGGGACUUUCAGAAUUAUCCAUGAGGAGAACAGGAGUGAAGUAAACAGCUUGCCUUCCUCGUCUACGGGAGACUCUUUACAGCAGUGUAAUAGUGCCAAGGAAGACGCUGGGGAGACAACUGCUCUGCUAGAUGAUCCUAACAGUGACAGUGCGACAGCAGAGCACAACUCUCAUUAACCUUGCUUACUGGAGACUUUUGGAAUAGACUGCUCUAUAACUAUUUUAUUUUUUUAUUUCAAAUGGUUUAGUAAAACCAAAAAAGUGAACUUUUAAAUAAAACUAAAAUGUGGAGAAAAAAAACUAUUUUCUCUGAAUAUUCUAUGGAAGUAGUGAUAAAAUACUUUGUAACAAAGGAAGAGAUUUUCAAAGCUCUGAUUGGCAGAUACCUGCAUCGAGUGACUUUAUUGGAGCUUAGUGGGCUGUCCCAUUCUUGAUCCUUUUUUUUUUUUUUUUCUUGGUGCAUCAGGAAUUUAAAAGACUACACAUUUCUUUACCACAGUGGACUUCAUGGUGAUACAAGAGCUACAUAUUCUUUUAUAUUUAAAAUAUUAUCUUACAGUUGCAACAGAAUCACAAUAAUAACGAUGGAAGGACCUGAUCCCACAAUAUUUAAAAUUGUGUAGACGUCUGUAACGCAUCCUUUGUUUAUUCAUCAGUCUUAUAAUAUGACAUUAUAGCUGAUUGUUUUUUUCCUUUCUCGGGAAACUGUAUAUUGGCAGUGGUGAAACAAAUUGUAUUUUCUCCAUUACAAAUGUGGUACAGUCUUAAGUGCUAUCUAACAUAUGGUUGUUUUACUGUUUUUUUGAGUAAGAACAUUUUCUUUCUCUUUUGGAAUUUGUUGAUGAUCUGAAGUUAUGAUAAUCUGUAAAAGCAGGUUGGACUUGACUCACUAUCAGAAAUAUCUUUUUGUAGAAUCAGAUUUGCAAACACAAAACGUUGGUUGCGUGGGUAAACAAUUUACACUUUUUUGUUUGUUUGUUUAAAUAGCCUUUAUGUCAUUUAAAAAUGGCAGUUCCACAGUUGGAGUCAACAUAUGUAUUAACAUGAAAUGCACAUACUGAGAAAUUCUACAGCAGGAUUAGUAGACUUGUUUCUAAGGUAAAAUUAUUUGGACAAAAACUGUUAAAAAGGUCUUUGUUUACAAUAAAUACAUAUUCAGACAUAUAAUAAACAAUGGCAUCAUUAUGUACCGCAAUGAAAAUAUAAAAAUAGAGAAUAAA
Molecule: messenger RNA, 2712 nt
Organism: Bombina bombina (fire-bellied toad)
Lineage: Eukaryota; Metazoa; Chordata; Amphibia; Anura; Bombinatoridae
Gene: RNF149
Product: ring finger protein 149
Exons: 7
Coding region: 506-1669 (387 amino acids)
Source: RefSeq, a predicted model, not a curated record